UACUGAGAAUUCAGAAAGAAACACUAAAAAAUUGUCAGAAGAACCUCCAAAAGCCACCAAAAACGUCAGAAGUACUAAGAAUCCAGAAAGAACCACCAAAAAGUCAUCAGAAGAACCUCCAAAAUUCGCCAAAAGACAUCUGAGUACCGAGAAUUCAGAAAGAAACACCAAAAAAUCGUCAGAAGAACCUCCAAAAGCCACCAAAAAACGCCAGAAAUAUCAAGAAUCCAGAAAGAACCACCAAAAAAAAGAACCUCCAAAAACAUCUAAAAUUCGCCAAAAAAAUGUUGAAAGUACCGAGAAUUUAGAAAGAAACACCAAAAAAUCGUCAGAAGAACCUUCAAAAGCCACCAAAAACGCCGGAAGUACCAAGAAUCCAGAAAGAACCACCAAAAAGUUAUCAGAAGAACCUCCAAAAUUCGCCAAAAGACAUCAGAGUACCGAGAAUUCAGAAAAAAACACCAAAAAAUCAUCAGAAGAACCUCCAAAAGCUACCAAAAAACGCCAAAAAUACCAAGAAUCCAGAAAGAACCUCCAAAAAUCAUCAGAAGAAACUCUAAAAAAUCCAGAAAGAAACAACAAAAAGUCGACAGAAAAACCUCCAAAAUUUGCCAAAAAACGCCAAAUGUACCAAGAAUCCAAAAAGAACCUCGAGAAAGAACCUCAAAGAACAUCUAAAAUUCGCGAAAAAAUAACAAAAGUACCAAGAAUCCAGAAAGAAACACCAAAAAAAAGAGCUCUCAAGAACAUCCAAAAUUCACCAAAAAAUGACAGAAGUACUAAGAAUCCAGAAAGAAACACCAAAAUGUCACAAGAAGAACCUCCAAAAGCCGCCAAAAAACACUGGAA
Messenger RNA from Racocetra fulgida, 849 nucleotides. NCBI's taxonomy places the organism in Eukaryota, Fungi, Glomeromycota, Glomeromycetes, Diversisporales, Gigasporaceae. The record is from the annotation of a GenBank genome assembly.